Molecule: messenger RNA, 3209 nt
Organism: Styela clava
Lineage: Eukaryota; Metazoa; Chordata; Ascidiacea; Stolidobranchia; Styelidae
Product: calcium/calmodulin-dependent protein kinase type 1-like
Biological process (GO): protein phosphorylation
Molecular function (GO): ATP binding; protein kinase activity
Source: RefSeq, a predicted model, not a curated record
AAUAAGUAAUUAGCAGGUUAACAAUAGGUAAUAAGCUUCAAGGACUCAAAUGAUUUGAAUUGUCAUAAUUGUAUAUAUUUAAAUUGUUUUAAUUCAUUCACAUGAAUUCUACAUCGCUCAAAAGAUAAAAUGACUUCAAUUAAAAAAUCUGGUGAUGUACAAUGUGCCACAGUUGCACUAAGUAAAGAAGAUAUAAGAAAUAAAUAUGAGUUCAAGAAUUUGUUAGGAACAGGUGCAUUUUCGAAAGUAUAUCUUGGAGAACAUAAAAAGACAGGAGAUAUGGUUGCAAUCAAAUGUAUUUUUACUAAAACUUUGAAAGGAAAGAGUCAUGCCUUAACAAAUGAAAUUGAUGUUUUACGAAAAUUGAGGCAUCCAAAUAUAGUUCGUCUUAUUGAAAUUUUUAGCAAUCCUACUCAAGUGUGUUUGGUGAUGCAACUUGUAACUGGUGGGGAACUAUUUGAUCGAAUAUUAGAAAAAGGACAAUACACAGAAAAAGAUGCGAGUGAUGUAGUAUGUCAAAUAUUAGACGCUGUUUCGUAUCUUCAUGAUGCUGGUAUUGUUCACAGAGAUCUUAAGCCUGAAAAUCUUUUAUAUGCAACAGCUAAUGAAGAUUCAAAAAUCAUGUUGAGUGAUUUUGGUCUCUCGAAAACAGUAGUUGAAGGGAAAACACUUAAGACGGCAUGCGGUACACCGGGUUAUGUAGCGCCGGAAGUUUUAUUACAACAGCCAUAUGGAAAAGCUGUCGAUGUAUGGUCGGUGGGAGUAAUAACAUACAUAUUACUUUGCGGUUAUCCUCCUUUUUAUGCGGAAGAAGAUCCUGAACUUUUCGAUCAAAUCAAGAAAGCGGAAUAUGAAUUUGAUUCGCCUUAUUGGGACGAUAUUUCAGAAGCAGCCAAAAGUUUUAUACGAAGGUUGAUGGAGAAAAAUUCUGAUAAAAGAUAUUCUUGUAAACAGGCAAUGCAGGAUCCCUGGAUAUCAGGAGGAGCAGCAAGUACAAAAAAUAUCCAUCAACAUGUCAGUACCAACAUGAAGAAAAACUUCGCAAGAACUAAAUGGAAACAAGCUUUCCAUGUUGCGGCGGCUACCUCAAGAAUGCGAAGAAUGAAUCUCGGUUCUUCCACUGACAAUUCAUAGGAUUGUUAAUUUCAUUGUCAACAGUUCACCUCCUACUGCCUGACCAUGUGGUGGUUAACUGAAAUUGUUAUUGUAGCGAGUAUGGGCCACUGAAAAGAGGAAAUAUGCUCGAAUAUCUAACGCAAUCAAUGUUUCUCAAUAAUGGGUAUACGAUGUUGUUCUAGCAUAUUUUCUGUAAAUAUAUAUAUAUACAUAUAUAUAUAUCACGAUGAAGACAACAUAAAUCGGCAUUACUAGAAAUGAGAUAUUUUAAUUAAAUCAAGUAAUUCAAGUGAAUCGAUAUUUUAUAUAAUUGUUUUAUCAUUCCUAACUUUUUUUCUCAACCUUUAUGAGAUUGAUAUAUAUAUUACCAAUUACCAUUAUAUCCUAAAGAAGAGACUUUUAUGGUUAUUAAAUUUUAUCCUAUCGUAGCAGAUGCUUCUUUUGUGCCAUUAUUAUUUCAGUUUUAUUGGUUGCAAUUGGAAAAUAAGCAUUUAAAGUGUUUUUAUCUUUUAUCAUCAACACUCCAGCCAUUUUCACAUCUAUUGUAAACAUUUUAAUGUGUUCUCAUCGAUGCUUGGUAUAAGCUUAUUAUUAUUCAGGUACAUAUUCUUAAACUUAUUUGCGUUAGUGAUUUUUUCACCUAUUCACAAAUUUAUUGAUGACAAAGGAAUUUUUUGCCAAUUUUCGUGUUGGGGCAUAAGCCAGCUUUUAGAGAGAUUUGUGAAAAGGGAAAACAAAUUGUUUAAAUAUGAUGUCAUUUCUCAAUGAUCAAAUCAACUCCCAUGAUUAUAAUGUAAUAAGAUAAAUUACAUUAAUGCCAGUCUCUGACACCAGUGCAGAGCCCAUGCAUCAAUUUCAAACGCAAGUCACAAAUUUGAAAACUCAUGCCUUUAAUUUGGCUCUGUGCCUGCUAGUUGAAAAUAUAUUUUCUGGUAUUAAUUUUUUUAACUUCUUCCGACUCAAGUUACUGAACGGACCUCUUAAAAUAAUUGACAUUGAAAUAAUCACAAUCACCAGUUGUUACAUACAGCAACAGCAGUAUCAUGAAGCAUUUUCAAAUACAGUUUAAUUGCUUGAAUGAUAUUUUAUUGCACUAAUUUGAUAGUUUAUAGAUAUAUUCUUGAUAUAAAUACAUGUUUUUGCGCUGAUCAUUUUCGGUUGCGCUACAAUGUGAUUUCGUUUGCAACAUUUCAUUUCGUUAACAUGAAUUCAGUUUAAUUUGAAAGAAAUGUUUUGGGGAAGCAGAUUUAAAUUACAUGUCAUGAUGCUUUUUUGAUAAUUAUUAAUGUCGAACGACUAAAAUUGGGAUGAAAAUCUGGAUAGUAUCAACCCAUAUGCCUCAUAUGAAAACAAUUUUAAAUAUCUAAAUAUUUAAAUACCUUUCAAGUUGAGUUGAAUAAUGUAAGAUAUGUUUAAGAAUUUCAUUCAACUCCAUUGAUUUAAUAUAACAUUAUAAUCCUGUUACACGUUAGAAAUAUAUAAACUGUGUUUUACCAUUUCAUCUCAAAUUUGACAUUCCUUUUGACCAAGUUCUUUUAGAACUGUGACACAUUGAUCUAUGCUUAUGACAUUUUUGUUAAUUAUAUUCCGUCCAUCUCUCGAGUGUAGAAAUUUUGUGAUAAAAUGGUUCAUUGUUAAUAAAAAACCAUGCAGAUUUUGAAAUGAUUUUUUUAAUUAUUAGUUUUUUUCUUUAUCAUCAAGUGUCGGAUUCUCUGAUUGAAUGGAACAUGACAGAUUUUGAGCUCAAGCGUUUUUUAAGUCAUACUCGCGAUUUAAUGAUAUUUUGCUGUUCUAUAUCUCCAUUAUUUCCUGGUGUUUUAUUUGAUUUGCCUGGCUGGCUUCUUUGUAUUAAUGAGUUUGUCACCUAUGAAGCAAAUGUUUUUUCUUCCGCUAUAAUUGUUAUUGGCUACUGUAGUAGUUUAAUGCUGUCAUUUUCUUUUAUGCAGUAUACAGCAGACAUUAUCCAAGCAUAUGGAGGUUUUUUUUUAAUUCAUGAAAUUAUCAAUUUACAUCAAUUUUAUCAUUCUUGAAAUGAAUGACUAAUUUGUUUUGAGAUCUGGUGUUUAAUAAAAUUAAAAAUGUUUUCGAAUGCA